AUGAAUGCUGCAGCACCGACCGAUUGGCACACGAUUAAAGUUGUCGUGCCGUUCCUGACGGAGGAGCAGGCCGAGCUCGCACGCACGAUACUGUCCAUAGACCAAGAGAUCAAGCCUUACAUGAUCAAACGCACGCUCACCGCCGCAGGUACAUCGCUCCAGGCCAGCUUCGAAGCUCUCUCGAUACGCCAAGCCCGGGUACCAUCGACGAGCUCGGCCCAUCGGCUGGUUUCAGAGAUGCAGAAGAGCCCGACGAGCUUUUCAGAUGACGCAGCAGCAGGCUCAGACUCUCCCUUUACGCCCUUUGAGCAUCAAGUCGCUGGUCACCGCGACACCCUCUUCCUUGUCGAUCAAGGGCGUACACUGCUCAAGCGAUCGUCCGCUCGUGAGAUACAGUUCUACACUGGGGACGGACCUCGUCUGAGCGCUCGCCUGAUGGCGGACUGUCUACCUCGACUGCGCAACAUCAAGCCGGCCUGGCUUGCUCAUCUGCCUCCGCAUCCUCAUUGGCUCGCUGUCGAGAAUGUCCUGGCCCCAUUCGAGCGGCCGAACGUCAUAGACGUCAAGCUUGGGCAACAACUUUUCGAUGAGGAUGCGCCGCCUGACAAGCAGGCUCGUAUGCUGCAAGCCAGUCUGACGACCACCUCGAGCUCGAUGGGUCUCCGCAUCACUGGCUUCAAGGUGUGGGACGAAGCGCGUCAGGCAUAUGCUCUCACAGACAAGCAGUAUGGCAAGCAUAUCACCGCAACCGAGCUGCCGACUGCAAUGCAGCGCUUCUUCCCUUGCGCAGAGGAAUGUCUGCCUACCACGGAAGCUGAGAAGUCUCACAGCCCGGCCGGAAUGGCCGCCCGCAGUCUCGAAUACAUCCUGACAACGUUGAUAUCGAGACUGAGGCAGUUUGCUCGCUUGACAGGUCAGCUUGAAUGGCGAGCGCGAGCCAGCAGCGUUUUGAUCGCUUACGAAAGUUGUGGGACUGCAUGGCGACAACAACUGCCUCACCGUCCAAUCGAGACUCUGGCAGAAACCGGACAGCCUCACCUGCCUUGUUGCGAUGUGCGCUUGAUCGAUUUUGCUCACACGCGAGCGACGCCGGGAGCAGGCAAAGAUGUUGGCUUCGAGCUAGGUCUCUCGACAUUGAUCAGGCUCCUCGAAGACCGCCUUGCGGAUGUCCAGAUGCUCUGA
Molecule: messenger RNA, 1182 nt
Organism: Mixia osmundae IAM 14324
Lineage: Eukaryota; Fungi; Basidiomycota; Mixiomycetes; Mixiales; Mixiaceae
Exons: 5
Coding region: 1-1182 (393 amino acids)
Biological process (GO): phosphatidylinositol phosphate biosynthetic process; inositol phosphate biosynthetic process
Cellular component (GO): cytoplasm; nucleus
Molecular function (GO): inositol hexakisphosphate kinase activity; inositol-1,4,5,6-tetrakisphosphate 3-kinase activity
Source: RefSeq, a predicted model, not a curated record